AUGGCACAAUGGAGAAACUACACGUGCAAGAUUUGCUCCAAACAAUUUGUAGACAAUCAUUAUUACAACGUCCAUAUGAGAUUGCAUACGGACACAAAACCAUUUCAGUGUGAGGUUUGUUUAAAAUAUUUUUCACACAAGUCCGCAGUAAAAGUGCAUAUGAGAGUACAUACUGGAGAGAAGCUCUUUAGCUGUGAAGUUUGCUCUAAACCAUGUAUAACAAGUACGGAUUUAAAAGUUCAUAUGAGAAAGCACACUAAAGAAGCGCCUUACGAAUGCGAAAUUUGCCCUAAGAAGUGUGCAACAAGUAGUAUAUUGAAAAGACAUAUGACAGUGCAUUUUGAAAAAGUGUCUUCUCUCCCAUCCCAAAAAAUUUCGUGCGAAACUUGCUCAAAACAAUUUUCUAAUUCGUUGAGAUUUCAUAUGAGAACACACAUUGAAGAAAGACCCUUCACUUGCGAAGUUUGCUCCAAAGGAUUUUUCAGCAGUUCUACGUUAAAAGUACAAAUAUGA
Molecule: messenger RNA, 513 nt
Organism: Diabrotica virgifera virgifera (western corn rootworm)
Lineage: Eukaryota; Metazoa; Arthropoda; Insecta; Coleoptera; Chrysomelidae
Product: zinc finger protein 227-like
Exons: 1
Coding region: 1-513 (170 amino acids)
Biological process (GO): regulation of transcription by RNA polymerase II
Cellular component (GO): nucleus
Molecular function (GO): RNA polymerase II cis-regulatory region sequence-specific DNA binding; DNA-binding transcription activator activity, RNA polymerase II-specific
Source: RefSeq, a predicted model, not a curated record